Molecule: messenger RNA, 1143 nt
Organism: Pelobates cultripes (western spadefoot toad)
Lineage: Eukaryota; Metazoa; Chordata; Amphibia; Anura; Pelobatidae
Source: the annotation of a GenBank genome assembly
AUGGACAAGAACAUCGUCAUUAGGUCAGCCGAUAAAGGUGGGGGUAUCGUCAUACAAGAUUAUAGCAAAUAUAGAUUGGAAAUCUUAAACCAAUUGUCUGAUUCCAAUACUUACUUGAAACUGAAUGGGGAUCCUACUAUCCAAGUAAAAUGCUUAAUUGAAAAUGUUUUACAGACAGGCUUGGAACAAGAUUUCCUUGAUCAGGACCUCUGGGAAUUUUUACAUCAGUCAAAUCCUAGAACACCAAUGAUCUAUCCACCCCCCAAGGUUCACAAGAAUCUUCAAGAUCCCCCAGGAAGGCCAAUUAUAUCGGCAGUUGGGGGCAUUUUGGAACCUCUGGCAAGAUGGCUGGAUUUCCUAUUUAAGGAAACAAUUGAAAGUUUACCUACGUAUAUUAAAGAUACCCCGAAUUUCAUUCAUCUUAUUUCUACUGUGAAUUUACCAAUAGAACCAGUAUCAUUGGUCACCUGCGACAUAAACAGUCUCUAUACGAUCAUAGCUCAUGCAGGAGGGGUACAAGCCAUGAGACAGAUUCUCCUUGACUCUAAGAAAUAUGAAGAUCCAUCCAUUGAUUAUGUGAUGGAAAUCUUGGAAUUGGUUCUCACACAGAAUUAUUUUCAUUUUGAACUAGAUUGGUAUAGACAGCUAGCCGGUACAUCCAUGGGAGCCUCCAUGGCUCCAAUAUAUGCCAAUGGCUACAUGUUUGGAUUUGAAUCACAACACAUAUUGGAGCCAUUCAAGGACAUUAUCAUGAUAUGUGGUUGUUAUAUCGACGAUAUUUUCAUGAUUGUUGAGGGUGACACCAGUGUUGCAGAGGUAUAUAAAUUAAGGUGUCCCUGUGGGUUAACAUAUAUUGGCAACACAGACUUACCUUUACGGGAACGCAUCCGUAACCAUAGAUCGAGCAUAAGAGUGGCAUAUAGAGACCAGAAAUCAGACCUCCCAGUGGCCAAACAUUUUUUGGAACAAGGACACACGCUACCAACCCUAAAACUGAUGGCUAUUGAUCACAUACCAGUCCCGCGAAAAGGAGGGGACAGGAAGAAAAUGUUACUACAACGAGAACUUUAUUGGAUUAGAACUUUGAGAACUGUUUAUCCAAAUGGUCUCAAUGAGAAAUACACUCUUUCAGCAUUUUUAUAA